AUGGGUAAUGCAGGAAGUAAUCAGCCUAAAGAUUGGCAUAGAGAUGCUGUGACCAAAAUACCUGAUGCGGGGCCAUCAUCACCAGCCAAGGAAGGAGAGGCGUUUACAUUUGAUAAAAAAGUUGACGAUGACCGUGGUGGUCGAGAUGACGAAAAUAACAUUGAAGAUGGUGCUCCAUACUAUACAAAAGCAGUUCCUGAAAGUAAUGUAGAAUAUACUGGUACGCGUGAGAGGUCAAACACUUUGACUGAAGGUAGUACAAUAGUAGAUGAUGUUAAAGUUUUACCAACUGUCUUCAAAUGGGAGGGCGGAGGCAAGCAAGUUUAUAUUAGUGGAACUUUUACUGACUGGAAAACUAUUCCUAUGGUGAAAUCUCAUGGAGACUUUGUAACUAUCAUUGAUUUACCUGAAGGUGAACAUCAAUAUAAGUAUUUUGUGGAUGGUGAAUGGCGGAAUGAUCCUGCAGUGAAACUAGUUGACAAUGGAAUGGGUAGUAAAAAUAAUUUAGUAUCAGUAAAAUUGUCUGACUUUGAGGUUUUUCAAGCUCUCGCAAAAGACAGUGAAGGAGUACAUAGCAGUGCUCAAACAGAGUACUCCCAGGAAAUACCACAAUCCAAACCCUGGGAAAAAGUUUCAGGACCACCUAUCCUACCACCACAUCUGUUACAAGUCAUUUUAAAUAAAGAUACACCUUUAUCAUGUGAGCCUACAUUGUUACCAGAACCAAAUCAUGUUAUGCUGAAUCACCUGUAUGCAUUGUCAAUCAAAGAUGGUGUAAUGGUAUUGUCAGCAACACAUAGAUACAGAAAGAAGUAUGUUACAACACUGCUUUACAAGCCUAUAUAA
Molecule: messenger RNA, 846 nt
Organism: Arctia plantaginis
Lineage: Eukaryota; Metazoa; Arthropoda; Insecta; Lepidoptera; Erebidae
Source: the annotation of a GenBank genome assembly